Molecule: messenger RNA, 4441 nt
Organism: Myotis davidii
Lineage: Eukaryota; Metazoa; Chordata; Mammalia; Chiroptera; Vespertilionidae
Gene: ITGB6
Product: integrin subunit beta 6
Exons: 15
Coding region: 60-2396 (778 amino acids)
Biological process (GO): cell adhesion mediated by integrin; integrin-mediated signaling pathway; cell migration
Cellular component (GO): cell surface; integrin alphav-beta6 complex; focal adhesion
Molecular function (GO): integrin binding
Source: RefSeq, a predicted model, not a curated record
UCUUAAGCACAGCUUUUCUUCUUUACCUGUCCAGGUAGCCUCUGUUUUCAUUUGUCUUAAUGAAAACUUUUUUAUUUACAUCUCAAGUUUCUUUUCAAAGCAGUCGAGAACUGAAACGAAUGGGGAUUGAACUGCUUUGCCUGUUCUUUCUAUUUCUAGGAAGGCACGAUCACGUACAAGGUGGCUGUGCCAUGGGAGGUGCAGAGACCUGCGGAGACUGUUUGCUCAUUGGACCUCAGUGUGCCUGGUGCUCUCAGGAGAAUUUUACCCAGUUACCUGGAGUUGGUGAAAGGUGUGAUACUCGAGCAAAUCUUCUAGCUAAAGGAUGUCAAGAAAACUUCAUCGAAAACCCUGUCUCCCAAGUAGAAAUACUUACAAAUAAGCCUCUCAGUGUAGGCAGACAGAAAAAUAGUUCUGACAUUGUUCAGAUUGCACCUCAAAGCUUGAUUCUUAAAUUGAGACCAGGUGGUGAACAGACUGUGCAAGUGCAAGUUCGCCAGACGGAGGAUUACCCAGUGGACUUGUAUUACCUCAUGGACCUCUCGGCCUCCAUGGACGAUGACCUCAACACAAUCAAAGAGCUGGGUUCCCUGCUUUCCAAGGAGAUGUCUAAAUUAACUAGCAACUUUAGACUGGGCUUUGGCUCCUUUGUGGAAAAACCCGUCUCCCCUUUUAUGAAAACAACGCCAGAAGAAAUCGCCAACCCUUGCAGUAGUAUUCCAUACUUCUGCUUACCUACAUUUGGAUUCAAGCACAUUUUGCCAUUGACAAAUGAUGCUGGAAAAUUCAAUGACAUUGUGAAGAAACAGAAAAUUUCUGCUAAUAUUGACACACCUGAGGGUGGAUUUGAUGCAAUUAUGCAAGCUGCUGUGUGUAAGGAAAAAAUCGGCUGGCGGAACGACUCCCUCCAUCUUCUGGUCUUUGUGAGCGACGCCGAUUCUCACUUUGGAAUGGACAGCAAAUUGGCAGGCAUCGUCAUUCCUAACGAUGGGCUCUGUCACCUGGACAGCAAGAAUGAAUACUCCAUGUCAACUGUCUUGGAAUAUCCAACAAUUGGACAACUCAUUGACAAACUGGUGCAAAAUAACGUGUUACUGAUCUUUGCCGUAACCCAAGAACAAGUACAUUUAUAUGAGAAUUAUGCAAAACUCAUUCCUGGAGCUACAGUAGGGCUACUUCAGAAAGACUCUGGGAACAUUCUCCAGCUGAUCAUCUCCGCCUAUGAAGAACUCCGGUCUGAGGUGGAACUGGAAGUAUUAGGAGACACAGAAGGGCUCAACCUGUCAUUCACGGCUAUCUGUAACAACAGGUCCUUCCCACAGCAGAAGAAAUGCUCCCACAUGAAGGUGGGAGACACGGCUUCAUUCAACGUGUCUGUGAGUAUACCAAACUGCGACAGAAAAAGCAGGCACAUUAUCAUAAAGCCUGUGGGGCUAGGGGACAUCCUAGAAAUACUUGUCACUCCAGAAUGCAACUGUGAAUGCCAGAAAGAAGUGGAAGUGAACAGCUCCAAAUGCCACAACGGGAACGGCUCCUUCCAGUGUGGGGUGUGUGCCUGCAACCCUGGCCACAUGGGUCCUCACUGCGAGUGCGGGGAGGACGAGAUGAGCACAGAUUCCUGCAAGGAGGCCCCGGAUCACCCCUCGUGCAGUGGAAGAGGCGAUUGCUACUGUGGGCAGUGCAUCUGCCACUUGUCUCCCUAUGGAAACAUUUAUGGGCCUUACUGCCAGUGUGACAAUUUCUCCUGCGUGAGACACAAAGGGCUGCUGUGUGGAGAUAACGGCGACUGUGACUGUGGCGAGUGCGUGUGCAGGAGUGGCUGGACCGGCGAGUACUGCAACUGCACGACCAGUACGGACUCAUGCAUCUCUGAAGACGGGGUGCCCUGCAGCGGGCGAGGCGACUGUGUCUGUGGCAAGUGUGUUUGCACACACCCCGGAGCCUCAGGACCGACCUGUGAACGCUGUCCUACCUGUGGCGAUCCCUGCAACUCUAAACGGAGCUGCAUUGAAUGCCACCUGUCGGCAGAUGACCAGGCCCGAGAAGAGUGUGUUGACAAAUGCAAACUAGCUGGUGUGACCAUCAAUGAAGAAGAAGAUCUUCUUAAUAUAAUUUUCUUUGUUCCCACAGACUGUGCAAAACCACCAAACAUUCCCAUGAUCAUGUUGGGGGUUUCACUGGCUAUUCUUCUCAUUGGGGUCGUCCUACUGUGCAUUUGGAAGCUGCUUGUGUCAUUUCAUGAUCGCAAAGAGGUUGCCAAAUUCGAAGCAGAAAGGUCAAAGGCCAAGUGGCAAACGGGAACCAAUCCACUGUACAGAGGCUCCACCAGCACCUUUAAAAAUGUAACCUAUAAACACAGGGAAAAACAAAAGGUGGACCUUUCCACGGAUGGAUAGAACUACUUCAUGCACAAAAAAUGUCUGUUUCACUGAUAUGAAAUGUUAAUGCACUGCUUAAUUUUUCUUUCUUUGUUGCUUAAAAAUGAGCUUGGUUUAAGAUAAUAAUAGGUCAUUUGGAGAUCAGUCAUUCUCUGUAUGAAGGUUAGAGACUAUGUUGGCAGGUUCAAAAUAAUUAAGAAGAGAAAUACCUUAGCAAAGGGGUGACUGGGGAUCAUUUGAGGAAUAUUCACUCUGUUGCAUUAAUGCCUCAAAAAAUCAACAAAAUGAUUCAUGGGAGCCUGAUCUGCAUUUGAAAAAUGUUUGAAAUUAGAAUCUCAUUUAUAUCCAGAAUAUAGCUACCUGAGGUCUUUGCCUCAGCCAAGUCACAAGGCCCAUAUGUUCCCAUUACAUAUGCACAUUCUCCAACUUAUUCCAAACUUUUAGUAAAUGUGCCUUUCCUAAAGGAGGAUUUCUUUUUCUAAGAGAUUCUGAUUUUUACUUCAGCUGAAAGAAUGCAAUUCUCUAAAGAAAUCCCAAAUGUAAGAAUGAAAAUUAAGUGUUAAUUACUGUGGAUUUGUCUGAACCUAAAAGUCAGAUACACAAAUAAGUGUUUUAUUUGUUUUACAGAUGAGGAAGAAGUAAUUUAUAAUUUUAGGAAGUCACCAGUAAAAUAAAUAAAUAAAUAAAAAAUAGCAAGUCUAUCAGUUAGAUUAUUUUCAGUUACUUACCCCAAAAUAAACUUCUGCACUCAGAUCCCCUCCAGAUUCUGAGUUUUCAAACUAUUGCUUCUCCCAAGUUUCUCAAUCCAUUUUACUCAGUUUCACAGUCUUCUAACCCCUGUAAUUGCCAUAUGAAAGUUUUAAUUUCUUGUUAAAGAAUUACUUUAAGUGGUUAGUUUAUUCAACAAGAGCUCCAAUAUUACAAAAGGGACAACAUUUUAAGUGGUUUUAAAUCAAGCACAUCGUGAGUACAAAAGUCCCUCGUUGAGUAAUGGGUUUCUUUACCAAUAUUCUCUUCCCACUUGCAUAACAUAACGACAUUUCAGCUGCAUAUGGUAAAUAUGCAUGAUAUAUUUACUUUAAAAAGUAAGAUUUUACUUGUAAAAUACAUGGGGGUGAUUAGGGAUCCUUAGAUUGACUGAAGAGAUGGACACUGCAAAAUAACAUUUCUUAUAGUAAAUACUACUUUACAAAGCACCUUCUUCUUCUCUGAUCCUCGUAAGGAAGCUAGGGUUCAGAGAGUAACUAGAACUGGUCCACAAUCCAGAUCUUCCAGCUCCAAACCAUGUCUUCUUUCCACAGCAUGAGGCUGACUCCUUAGUCAGUGAAAUGAUAGAAAGAUCUUGUGAGUUACACAGCAACUAUCAUUUGCUGGACAGAACAUACAGCAUUUAGACUACUGGAUUGCAGGUGAAGUCUUGUACUUUUGUGCCCUGUUUAUUACCUUUGAGGAAAUUCCAAUGUGAAGUCUUUUGCUACGUGAAGAGUUCAUUCUGUAAUGGAGGUUUCAUGCUUCUCCACUGAAUUGGAGCAGAUUACUCCAUGGUAAAUUCCAUCAGUCUUACAGGUAGAUCUGUACACACUGAUUACUUUGAGACUUUAUUUCUGGUUUCUUAAUAACUCAGGUAAAUCUCACACUUGUGGAGUACCAGCUAUGGUAAAAAAAAAAAAAAUUACUAAGCAAUCACCCUGGAAACCUGAAGGGCUGACGUGCCCCCUACUUCCCGACUGAAGCCCACAGUCUGGGGGAAAUCUAGAGCAACAAGAAAGUUGCAAUUCUGAUGGCACAACCGUAGUAUUCACCUUGACAUGUGACAUUUCUGUAUUAUUACUGGAAUGGGAUUUUAGAAAAUAUAAGUUUUCCUCCUGUAUAUAUAUAGAGAAGAAUUUGCUAUUUGUCUGAAUACUGUUUUGACCCAGGGCUGGACCUUGAAAAGGCCAAAACAUUAACAGUAGUACUUCUGUUCACUGAAGAGUUAUGUUACAUGAAGAUAAAAUGGGUUUUGUAAGUUGUUUUAUUGUAUUUUGUGUUGACAUAAAUAAACAUGGUAAUUUAAACAAUGA